This is a messenger RNA of Sesamum indicum (sesame), 1663 nucleotides long. Its product is annotated as ADP-glucose pyrophosphorylase family protein. The record is from RefSeq and is a predicted model, not a curated record. NCBI's taxonomy places the organism in Eukaryota, Viridiplantae, Streptophyta, Magnoliopsida, Lamiales, Pedaliaceae. Gene Ontology annotation, biological process: biosynthetic process.
CAACCCGGGUGUGUGUUUGGAUCCCUUCUAAAUCACAUAGCAUAUUCCCCUCCUUAAAUCUUCUUAGUAUCCUGUUGUAUUUAUAUAUAUCACUCUACUUCAAGCUCUGCCUUUGUUCACAAGUUUAACCAUUUUCUGCCCACCGUGUAAUGGUUCAAGAUUCUUGUACCCUUGUGAAGUGCAGGAGAGUUAUUACAUGAAUUAGGAUGAGAGUGUGAUGAACUUUAGCCUUUUGUAAUAGUUUGUAAGGCUGUUGAGAGAGUUUUGAGAUCUGGGUUGUGGGUUUGUUGGUGUCAUCAAUGGGGAGCUCAGAAGAGAGAGUUGUUGCAGUGAUCAUGGUGGGUGGACCCACUAAAGGAACUAGAUUCAGGCCGUUGUCCCUGAAUAUCCCAAAGCCUCUUUUUCCACUGGCAGGACAGCCCAUGGUUCAUCAUCCCAUCUCAGCUUGUAAACGGAUCCCAAAUCUAGCACAGAUCUACCUCGUUGGGUUCUAUGAGGAGCGUGAAUUUGCGUUGUUUGUCUCAUCAAUUUCUAAUGAGCUUAGAGUCCCUGUCAGAUACUUGAAAGAGGAUAAGCCGCAUGGUUCGGCUGGUGGACUAUAUAACUUCAGGGAUCAGAUCAUGGAAGAGAAUCCGUCACACAUUUUUCUGUUGAAUUGUGACGUUUGUUGCAGUUUUCCACUGCCUGAGAUGCUAGACGCUCACAGAAGUUACGGUGGGAUCGGAACAAUUUUGGUGAUCAAGGUUUCCCCUGAGACGGCGAACCAGUUUGGGGAACUUGUGGCUGAUCCUGUUUCGAAUGAGCUGUUGCAUUAUACCGAGAAACCUGAAACUUUUGUGAGCGACCGUAUCAAUUGUGGUGUGUACGUCUUUACCCCCGACAUCUUUACAGCUAUUCAAGGUGUAUCCACGCAACGGAAGGAUAGAGCUACCCUCAGGCGUGUAACCAGCUUUGAAGCACUCCAACCCCCAAACAGGAGUCUUCCGACAGAUUUUGUACGACUGGAUCAAGAUAUUCUAUCACCACUUGCAGGCAAAAAGCAGUUUUACAUAUACGAAACCAGGGAUUUCUGGGAACAAAUCAAAACUCCGGGAAUGUCGUUGAGAUGCUCCGGGCUCUAUCUUUCACAAUAUAGGGUAACGGCCACCCAUCUUUUGGCAAGUGGAGACGGUUUGAAAAAAGCCACCAUUUCGGGCGACGUAUACAUCCAUCCAUCAGCAAAAGUUCAUCCAACUGCAAAGAUUGGUCCAAAUGUUUCAAUCUCGGCCAAUGCUCGGAUAGGAGCUGGUGCGAGGCUCGUCAGCUGCAUCAUUCUCGAUGAUGUGGAGACCAAGGAAAAUGCUGUUGUAAUUCAUGCAAUUGUCGGAUGGAAGUCCUCCAUCGGAAGGUGGUCGAGAGUCCAGGGUUCAGGUGAUUACAACGCAAAGCUCGGUGUUACAAUUCUUGGUGAAUCAGUGACAGUUGAAGAUGAAGUGGUGGUGAUCAACAGCAUUGUCCUUCCAAACAAGACUCUUAACGUUAGUGUUCAGGAAGAAAUCAUACUGUAAUAACCCUCUGCACAGGGUUCCUAUAAAGACAUCUCCAUCUCCAUCUCCAUGCAUGCAUCUAUAAUGAUUAUUAUAUAUACGAUGUAUCGAUUUUGUUUUUAAUUUUUUAUUACAUU